Molecule: messenger RNA, 1365 nt
Organism: Lobosporangium transversale
Lineage: Eukaryota; Fungi; Mortierellomycota; Mortierellomycetes; Mortierellales; Mortierellaceae
Product: choline/ethanolamine kinase
Exons: 4
Coding region: 100-1251 (383 amino acids)
Biological process (GO): phosphatidylcholine biosynthetic process; phosphatidylethanolamine biosynthetic process
Cellular component (GO): cytoplasm
Molecular function (GO): choline kinase activity; ethanolamine kinase activity
Source: RefSeq, a predicted model, not a curated record
AAACUCUCCACUCCUUUCCAGCUAUUUUCUUCUAGACUCAAAUCCACGCCCUCACCUCAUUUACAUCUUCAAUUUGUAUUUCAUUGAAUAAUUUACAGAAUGUUGAUCACUCAACUAAAGGCACCCACUUCAACGUCUACGACCGAGGCAGAGAUGGACAAGUAUAUUCAUGAGGCUGUCGCAACUUUGGACCUGACAGUACACCAUGAUGACCUUUUCAACGGUGCAGCCACUGUUAUGACCUCGUUGUUCCCUGAGUGGGAUAAGAGCGAUAUCUCAUACAUUCAAUUCAAAGAUGGGAUCACUAACAAGUUGAUUUGCUGUACACAUGCUCCUACAGGUACUCAGGUCCUAGUUCGGGCAUAUGGUAAAAAGAGUGAGGUGAUCAUAGACCGUCGACAGGAGAUUAUGAAUAUGGUUAUCCUCUCGGAACUUGGAUUGUGCCCACCAUUGUUUGGUAAAUUCAGGAAUGGGCUUGCGUAUGGGUGCGUUCCUGGGAAGGUGUUUAAGGUUGCAGACAUGAGAGAUCCCCACAAGAUGGAGCUUGUGGCUCGAAAAUUGGCGAUCUGGCAUGGUGUUGUCAAAAUUCCUGGGGAACGAAGCUCAAAGCUGUUCAAGACGAUUCAUAAGUGGAUCAAAGAAGUUCCUGAAGUCUACAAUCGACCUAAAGUUCAAGAAGUUUUUGCCAAGAACUUUGACAUGCAACGCCUUCACAGUGAGCUUACGAUGUUGGAGGAACAUUUAGUAAAACUGGAUUCGCCCGUGGUAUUCUGUCAUAACGAUCUGUUGUAUGGCAAUGUAAUUUAUAACGAUGCUAAGGAUGACGUAUUCUUUAUUGAUUAUGAAUAUGGCUCGUACUCAUACAGAGCCUUUGAUAUUGCCAAUCACUUUAAUGAAUGGUGUGGGUUUGAGUGCGAGUAUGAAAAUUACCCCAGCAAGGAUGUUCAGUUCAAGUGGCUCAGAAGUUACCUGGAAACUGGUCGAACGGUGGAGAGCAGCAUCAUGAGCAGCAAUGGCAGUGAUGAUGGCGGUAACAGUUCCAAAUCGAGCGAGCAAGGGGAAGUCAGCAAUCAAGAGCUGGGACAACUGUACAGAGAAGUCAACAAGUUUGCACUGGCGUCACACUUUUAUUGGGGUAUUUGGGCCUUGGUACAAGCGCAAUUGUCAGACAUUGAUUUCGAUUACAUGCCCUAUGCUGUCCUGCGCUUUAACGAGUAUUUUAAGCGCAGAGAUGAAUUUUUGGCGCUUUAAAAUGUAUAUACCAAGAAAAAGCAAUAGGGAUAGGAAAUAUUAAUAGAUUAAACAUAUACCUUCAACAUAAUAGCAACUGCAAUACAAUAAAGCUUUCUUUUAGUUAUGCGCGAG